This is a messenger RNA of Dermacentor andersoni, 1653 nucleotides long. NCBI's taxonomy places the organism in Eukaryota, Metazoa, Arthropoda, Arachnida, Ixodida, Ixodidae. The record is from RefSeq and is a predicted model, not a curated record.
AUGUACGAGUUUGUGAGGGAGUACGAAGAUCUGUAUGGAAUAGCACACAUGACAUAUAACGCCCACCUUUUACUACACCUUGUUGCAUCGGUGGAAGUAUGGGGCCCAUUGUGGAAUUAUUCAGCGUAUGCAUUUGAGGGCAUGAAUGGGCAGCUCGUUCAACUCGUAAACGGCACACGUUAUGCUGGCUGGCAAGUGGUUGAGAAGUUUUAUUUUCUGUCACACCUUCCCAUCAUAUGGGACAAAUGUUCCCACUUUGAGGAUGCCCAGUCGAAGCACCGGCUAAUGAAGUACUUUUUAAGGGGGUACAAUCUGCGAAAGAACUCCGAGAGCACUGGUGGUGUCGUUUUUUUCGGAAAGGGAGAGACGGGUAACCGUGGCAUCUCGUACAAAAAAGUGCUCAUUGGCAGUUUCCUCUACUGCACGAAGGGCCUUGAUAAGUCGCGCCGCCUUAACUCAGUCGUGUACAUCAAUGGUACAUUUGGCCAGAUCGAGAAUAUUUUGGCGACUUGUGUAGAGGGACAUCGAUCAUGUACAUGUGUUCGCCGUGUUGUCUUUCAUUUAUGCGAACUUAAGGUUGCAAGAACAUUUGUUGCCGAUAACUUGAGUGGAACCAUCAUACAUGAAGUUUGCACGACAUCAGAUAGAGUAGAGAUGGCUUGUGAAAAUCCACGGAAAUGUAUGUUAUUGCAGUCAUCGUCAAAGACAUUUGUGUGUUGUGUUGCCAGCAAGUGCAUUUUUGAAGCAACAUAAAGAUGUCCUUGCAAGAGGAGGGAGAGAGCCAGAAGUAAAUUUUUAUACUGAAGCACGAGCGGAGAAAAUACUAAAAUAUCUCAUUUGGAGCACAUACUGCACCGUUUUUAGCACUAUUUGGCAAAGCAACAUCCUUCCAUAAACUUAAGCUGGUAGAAUUUCACGACAGUUUUGAAUAAGCAAACAACCGAUAGUAUGAGUGCAUUGCCUCUCAGGGAGACUACUUUGACGGUUAUUAAAUUCUAAGGAUGAUUAGAACGAUAAGCGACUUAAAAAGACUAGCUCUACUUUUGUGUCCCUCUCAUACUUGCUGUUGCAGCACACAAAGUACCAUUGCUCAUGCUGUUGCUAUAUGCUUUUCUGUUUUUGCUCCUUCUACAUUCCCCUCAGAGUUGCUUGUGUUUUGUCUGUGGUAGGUGUAAGCUUGUUUCUAUUGUUUCAUACAGGGUGUCCCAGUUAACUUGGACAAAAAUUAAAAAAAAAACAAGAGCUCUAGAGAAAUCGUUCCGACUGCAUAGCAGUGGCAGUCGUACGUACUUACAGCCAGUAUUUUUUUUAUCACGAAUUAUUAAUUCAUUUAUUUUAAAUAUUGAACUUGUUAAUUAUUGCUUGAAUUGCAAACAUAUUAAUUACAGUGUUUUAGGGCACCUUAAAUAACCUCCGAAUCAAGCACUUAUUUCAUGCUGAACUGGUCCUGGUUGUUCUUUCCAAGAAAAAACAAAAGCCUGCGAAAUAGAUGCACACUCGCACGCUGUUACUCGAGCUCCUACAAGCAGCCAUUGAAAUAUGGAUGGCUGCAUUCUGUUAUCGCCACAUCGUACAAGGCUCCGCUACGCUUAUCAAUGCGUCAGUGGCGUGUUCUUUUGAUGCCGCGACCAUCACAUAGUGUGAAGCCCUGUA